CUUACUGUUUUUUUUUAAUGUGGAGUACGUACGUACUGGGGUAUAGUAGUAUUAAUAUUUAAUCCUAUAGUAUGGAGUGACUUAUUCUUUUUUUUACACUCUUUAAUUUUUAACAUUUGUUUUCAAUUAUAAAGGGAUGUUCUUUUCGAUUGAUAACCUUUAAAUAUACAGUUUUUUUCAUAGUAUUGAAAUUUUGUAGAGAUGUGUGUGCGUGUGUGUAUUAGGGACAUGUAAUUAGCAGGGGAGGAUUAGGGAGAGAAAGGCGGCUCUGGAGGGACGUAAUAACAGGGGCGGUUCUGGUGGGGAUGAACGCGUGCAUGACGGUGGGGUGCGUGGUGGGAUUCACCUGCUGGAGCGUAACGGUGACGAGGCGAGAGAUGUGGGGGCGGGCGGAGCGCAUCAGGCAGAUGGAGGCUGCCCGGGAGGCGGAGAGGAAGAGCAUGAGAAAGAUUGACGCGUUUGCCGGAGCCAGCCACGAGGUCCGCACCGCCCUCGCCGGCAUCACCGGCUUGAUCCACAUGUGCCGGGCCGAGGUCCCUCCCGGCUCCUCCUUGGAUUUCAACCUCAACCACAUCGACUCCUGCACCAACGACCUCAAGAGCUUGUUGAACUCAAUCCUAGACACGAGCAAGAUUGAGUCGGGGAAGAUGCAAGUUGAAGAAGAGGAGUUUGAUUUACAGCAAGUGCUGGAAGAUGUUGUGGACCUGUACUAUCCCGUGGGCAUGGAGAAGGGGGUGGAUGUCAUAUUGGAUCCAUGCGAUGGGUCAGUUGAGCAUUUUAGGGAGGUCAAGGGGGACAGAGGCAAGCUCAAGCAGAUCCUCUGUAAUCUCCUGUACAACUCCAUCAAGUUCACCGACCAAGGGCAUGUUUCCCUUCGCGCUUGGGCGGUGGCACCAAAACACCCCACAACUGGUGGCGGCGCCACUAGCAUCCACAAUCGCAGUGGGAACGGCAGGCCUUUCAGUUUCGCUUCGCGUCUCCUUUUCGGAAGCAUUUCACGCGGUAAAGCUGCUGCAGCUGCAGCAACAGAAACAGGACUACUUGAAAACAGUGGCAGGGAUGAUGUGAUGGAGUAUGUAUUUGAGGUGGUUGAUACAGGGAGAGGGAUUCCCAAGGAGAAGCACAAGUUUGUGUUUGAAAACUACGUCCAAGUCAAAGAAACAAGUGCGAGUGAUAAUCAUCAUCAUGGGCAUUUAGGUCACGGUCUAGGGCUCGGCAUUGUUAGGUCUCUAGUGCAUUUGAUGGGCGGGGAGAUUGGCAUCAUCGACAAGGAAAUAGGGGAAAAGGGGACUUGUUUUAGGUUCAACAUAUUCUUGGGAAAUCCCCGUCAUCCUCCGGGUAAUUCAACAAGACAAGAUAUCGAGUCGUCCCCAUGUAUUUACGGUUCCAAGUGUUGGCCCUCAUCCAGAGUUACAUCACAGGUUGUUCUCUUCAUUCAGAGCGAAGAAAGGAGUGAAAUUGCAAGGAGAUUCCUAAAAAACCGGGGGAUUAAAGUCACUGUCAUUACCAAGGGAUAUCAGCAGUUGAGCAAGACACUAAAGAAGAUUAGAUCUAAGCUUUUCGUUCCAUCCAAGAGUGGUCAGCCAACAACAAGUAACUCUCAGUCAUCAGCUUCUUCUACACCUUCAUCCUCAAGGUCAAGGUCAAGAUCAAAGGAGGUGGUACACGACGCUAAGGAUGGAGCACGAGAUACUAUGGUGUUGAUGAUAGUAGACACGAGAGCAGGGCCAUUCCCAGAAGUGAGUCGCACAGUUGCGGAAUUCCAAAGGGACCUACUCCAACUAGGAGGAUUUGCUAGAGUUGUUUGGAUAGACAUCUCAAGAGCACAUGACAACAGGGAGAAGCUGCUGCUUCCCUCCACUGAUCUUGUCAUGUCCAAGCCUUUGCACGGAUCCAGUUUGAAUCGAAUUUUAGAGCUUCUUCCCGAGUUUGCAUCAUCAACCAAACCUUCCCCCCAAUCAUUCAUUCCUUCAGGAGAGAUACAGGUGGUAAUCGACAAAGAAAAAGAUUAUGAUGAGUGUGGUCCAAGCACGAGAGGCGACACUGCUGCACAAAACAAGCCAUUGCAAGGGAAAAGAAUCUUGAUAGUUGACGACACUCUGUUGCAGCGCAGAAUAUGCAUCGCGGUAGUUUCCCAACUAGGUGCUCAAAGCUACACCUGUGACAAUGGUGCAGAAGCUGUAGAACUUGUGACUGAGGCACUACAGAAUUGGGAUAACAAACACACUUUUGAUUACAUCCUAAUGGAUUGUGAGAUGCCAGUGAUGGAUGGAUUUGUGGCAACAAUGCGCAUAAAGGAAAAGGGGGAAGCAAUGGGGAUACAGAUUCCCAUCAUUGCUCUCACAGCACAUACAGGAAAGGAGGAAAUGGACAAGAUCACUGGCGCUGGAAUGGAUUACUACUUACCCAAGCCCCUCACAACUGUCAAUCUUCUAACAGCUAUACAGUACUUAGACAAAGCAUAAAAAACUAACGAGAACUCUCUAAUU
Molecule: messenger RNA, 2489 nt
Organism: Cuscuta campestris
Lineage: Eukaryota; Viridiplantae; Streptophyta; Magnoliopsida; Solanales; Convolvulaceae
Source: the annotation of a GenBank genome assembly